This is a messenger RNA of Musa acuminata AAA Group (dessert banana), 920 nucleotides long. Its product is annotated as transcription factor bHLH162-like. The record is from RefSeq and is a predicted model, not a curated record. The coding region runs from base 107 to 658 and encodes 183 amino acids. The transcript has 3 exons. NCBI's taxonomy places the organism in Eukaryota, Viridiplantae, Streptophyta, Magnoliopsida, Zingiberales, Musaceae. Gene Ontology annotation, cellular component: RNA polymerase II transcription regulator complex. Gene Ontology annotation, biological process: regulation of transcription by RNA polymerase II. Gene Ontology annotation, molecular function: protein dimerization activity; DNA-binding transcription factor activity, RNA polymerase II-specific; RNA polymerase II transcription regulatory region sequence-specific DNA binding.
GGCAAAGUAUACUCUCGUAAGAACUCCUUUGUUAGGUUUCUGCAUACCCUCCACUGCUUCUUUCUCUCUUCGUUCUCCAUUUCCACGCACAGAGAGAGAGAGAGAGAUGAAGGCCAGUGCUGGAGUUGAAGGUGCCAAGAUCGAGAGGAGGACUGUGGAGAGGAACAGGAGAAUCUGCAUGAAGAAUCUCUGCUUCAAGCUGACCUCCCUCAUCCCCAGAGACACAACCAUGUCCAAGGCUUUCUACUAUGAUGAAGGCCUAAUCUGUUGCUUGUUUCUAACGCAACAGCGUGCCAUGAGAGACCAAGAUCAGUUGGACCAAGCUUUCAACUACAUUAAAGAGCUGCAAGGGAGAGUAGAGAAGCUGAAACAGAAGAAGGAAAUGAGGAGAAUGACGGCAGACUUACACUUCCUCCUGGUUGAAGUGAGAAGCAUGGAUUCUACCCUACUGGUGUCUUUCGUUUCCGGGUCGAGAUCAAGUUACAUGUUUGGCAAGGUUAUCGGGGUCCUCGAGGAAGAAGGUGCUGAAGUCAUCAGUGCCAGUUUCAAUCUUGUGGGUGGCAGGAUCUUCCACACCAUUCACUGUCAAGCUUUUUGUUCAAGAAUUGGUUUGGAGCCAUCAAGUGUAAAUGAGAAAUUGAAGAAGUUGGCUUGUUGAGGAUGCAACCUGCAAGAUUACUUCAAAACAUGGAAUCUUUACAAAGUGUCACAAUAGUUUCAUGUGACUGAACUGUUAUUAGGCAAAUCAAACUUUGAAUCAGGAUUCUUCUUAGAAGCUAAAAUAUAAUUGAUGUCAUGGAAUGGACACUGUGUUUGUUCUUAUCCAGUUGGUAAUAGCCCUAUGUGAGGCUAAGUUUGAUGCUUAUGCUAAAGUCCCUUAAUUAUGUAUGUGUAAAAGUGUGCACAUUGUAAUAAGAUUG